AGUAGAAGGACGGAGCGGUGUGUCAGGCUCGCAGGUUCUUGUUACAUCAGUCCGGACACAUCGGGUGACAGAUGGCAUCCAGGAGUGCCGGCACACUGAUCACCCACAACAAUGCCACCUACAUCCCACCUGCUGUCAUGCCCGGGUACCGCGGACAUGUUCCAACCGAGCUAUUCACCUAUGGAGAUACGUAUGGGAACACCACAGCACGCUGCUUCCAGGAUUUCCGUUCCUCUGCUCUCAGUUCAAGCCAGAGUCCUUACUGCAAGGGGGGGCAGUUCCCUACCAGCUACUCCAAUGACCCUGCACUGGUGCUGAGCAGUAGGUCCCGUGGCUGGGACAGGUUUCUCUACAGUCCUAGCUGGUCCCGCUACAACGUAGACUAUAACAGGACCCAGGAGCUGGACCAGUUCAGAAAGAGUGCUGAAAAACACCGCGACCACUACCGGGACAAAACCGGAACUGUGCCACAAGUGCCGUACUUCAUCUUACCUGUGAAGAACGAGGAGACUUAUCCUCUACCCCAACAAUGGUGAGAUUGUU
Nanorana parkeri is the source of this 543-nucleotide messenger RNA. It is a transcript of the gene CIMIP2C, whose product is annotated as chromosome unknown C2orf70 homolog. The transcript is spliced from 3 exons. The record is from RefSeq and is a predicted model, not a curated record. NCBI's taxonomy places the organism in Eukaryota, Metazoa, Chordata, Amphibia, Anura, Dicroglossidae. Bases 72 to 536 code for a protein of 154 amino acids.